This is a messenger RNA of Moneuplotes crassus, 1108 nucleotides long. The record is from the annotation of a GenBank genome assembly. Lineage: Eukaryota; Ciliophora; Spirotrichea; Euplotida; Euplotidae.
AAAUGUUAGAAACAGGAAAGAUUGGAAAGAAGAAAAAUGUAUCUAGAAAGACCUCAAAGAGAUUAAAGUACAGAUACAACCAUUAUUCUUUGGUCAAUAGUAAUAAAAAGAUUGCUAAGAAACUCAAUAGCGACAUACCAUGUGAUUCAGAUGAGAACAUAAAUAAAAAUAAAAAGAAAUUAAUAAUACCUUCUAAAUAUUUAAAAGACUUGCCAAAAAGAAAGCUUAAAACCGCUUCUAGCACCAGAAGAGAACCCAAAUCUCAAAACAACUACAAAACCCCUCAAAACUUCCUUAAAACUCCCCCAUACAAACUUCUAAAACAAAACCAAUUCAAGUUCCACAUGAACACCAGAAACUCCCACCUCAACCCCUCCCAGACCACUCUCCACUCCAAAUACGAACAGAAUCGCCGAAAGGUCAUAUACCAGAGAUUGGUCAAGAAUGAUAGCGUAGUGAGCCUGAAGAUUAGUGAUGAAGAACUUCGAGGCAAGGAGAGUCAGCUCAAUUAUAUAAAGACUAUAAUCUCAGAGAACAAGAGAAAGAGGAAAAGAAAGCCAAAGAAAGAUCUUCUAAUCGGAGUUAUGCCUAAGGGUAUUAAGCCUCUCAAAGACUGAAUUUUGAUCAAUCCAACACCUGCGAAUGGUUUCACACCAGAUGGAGUAAAGCGAGAAAGAUUCAGAGCAUGAGAUUCUCUCAUCCAGUCUGAAUACAAAGAUCUUCCUGCCUGCAGAUUGGUCAUGCAAACUAUUGGAAGUCCAGUUAUUUAUAAAAACGACUCACUUUCAAAUACAAUUAACGAAUCCCUCAAAAAUUUCAGAAGACAAGCCGAAAAAUUCACCCCAUUCUCUUUCAAAAGUGUAAAAUAAACGAAACUCCUCUGCUUUAUACAAGAAACACAACCCCAAUCUCUCCAACUACACUCUCAACCUCGAAGUCCCCUCACAAUCCCUCCCCCAAAACUCCUACACAUCCAUGAACACCUCCCACUCUAAAGACCCUCUCCCUCGUCCCUCCAAACUCUACAGGCCCAGUUCCAAAAUUCUCACUCGGCGGCAAUUCUCCUUAUCCAAUUCCCGCUUCUAGAGCCCCUUAAAUCCCAAUUUCU